AACUGGAGACUCAUAAAGUCUGGUCCUAUACCAAAUUCUUAAAUAUACAUCAUGACGUUAUAAUCAAUUCAACAUCAGCUUCUGAUGAAUAUACAGGCUUGAAUGGUACUUGGGCACAGCAUUUUUCACUUGAAGCAAAAAUGUGUUCAGGAAAUAAUGAUGAUAUGGAUAAAAGGGACUAUUGGGAAAAUGUCAUCUUUGAAAAGACACAAGUAUCAGUAAAGCAUAAACACCUUACAGGAAGCUUGGAUUUACUUUAUGCAUCAGAGGAGUGUAACAUCCAACAUAUGCUCUCAAAAGGAUUAUCUGUUGAUGAUGUAUUAUACAAGCCAAGAUCAAAACAACCCACACUCAAAAAUACUGAUAACACAUCACUCAAGAAUUCUUUUACCGAUGACGAUUUUAGGACCCCUAUUGGUUCUGAGAUUGGUCAUGAUAGUAAUGAUUCCAAUGAGAAUGAUGAUUCCGAUAAAAGUGAUGAGGAGUGUGUGUUAAGGCUAAAUGUAGAAGAAAUUGGAUUUGACAAAUACAUUGAUCAGGGUGAUAAACAUUCCAAAGCAUCAACUCUUGCACAAAAUUCUGGUUUGCUAGUAACAAAAAAUUAUCACAAAAUAUUAAAAACAUUCUCUAGAGAAACACUCAAAGAUUUGAGAAAGAACAUUAAAUCAAAUUUUAUUGGAAAGGAAAAAGUGAUGAGAGACAUAAAAUUAAUCCUACAAGAGUAUAUUGAGGAAAAAAUUAGUGAAGGAACUCUGGUGGUGAAUUUAAUAAGUCCUGUGUUGCACAUUGUUUUUCAUGAUGCUUGUAUAUAUCCAACAAUUUGGCCAAACACAUCCAGUACCAGUGCAAAGGUCCGAAAGCUUGCUACUGGUGAUCCUUCUCAGGCUAAACAACCCAAUAUGAUUGGGAAUAUUGUCAAUAAUGGAAUGUUUGCUUAUGAAGUGAUGUUUGGGGAAGUAACAGGUGAGGGUAAGAACAACACGGAAAAGAAAAACCUAAUUGAUCUGAUUAGGUUGGGAUUAUACAUGAAGUUGAAAUUAAAACCCUAA
Molecule: messenger RNA, 1049 nt
Organism: Entrophospora candida
Lineage: Eukaryota; Fungi; Glomeromycota; Glomeromycetes; Entrophosporales; Entrophosporaceae
Source: the annotation of a GenBank genome assembly